Molecule: messenger RNA, 563 nt
Organism: Mya arenaria
Lineage: Eukaryota; Metazoa; Mollusca; Bivalvia; Myida; Myidae
Product: perlucin-like protein
Exons: 6
Coding region: 1-477 (158 amino acids)
Molecular function (GO): signaling receptor activity
Source: RefSeq, a predicted model, not a curated record
AUGUGGUAUGACUACAUUCACUGGUCCCAAUUGCGGUCAGUAGUGAGCCAGGCACUUUGUCCGGACACCUGGAUAGCUUUCCACCAGUCCUGCUACCUGUUUGCUCAACAUGAAAAUACGAACUUCACUGAGGCAGAGCAAUUUUGUGCGGCCCAUGGUGCAAACCUAGUUAACAUCGAUGAUGUUCAUGAAAACAACUUUGUGUUCAGUGUUGUGCAGGACCAACUAGUAGUACUUUGGUGGAUUGGACUAACAGACAGCAUCAUCGAGGGCGAGUGGAAAUGGAUACCGCGUGACAACUCGCCAUCGUUUACAAACUGGGCUGGAGGACAACCAGAAAAUCACAGUUCACGUGAUCAGGACUGUGCAGUUGUUCAUUCAUCGUAUCACUACACGUGGCAUGAUGACAGUUGUACCGCGAUAAACCAUCCUAUCUGUGAGAAACCAACCGGAUCGGAGACGAUUCUAGUCGGAUAGGAAAUAGUUUCCUUGUUCAUGUACAGUAAAGAUGACAUAGCAAAUACCAAGAAUUAAACGAACCACUUAAUGUUUGCUAUUGAAAA